AUGCAUCAGGUAUCAACAUUUUAAUACUCUCUUCGACAGAAUUGGUCUACUUGUUUACUUUGGCUUAGUUGUAGGUUUAAAAAAAUAGCUGUCAUUUCCCUGCAAGUGUGUGUGUGUGUGUGUGUGUGUGUGUGUGUGCAUAUCCUGCUGCUGCAGCUUGCGAAGCAAAAUCAGGGUGUGUUGGGUCAACACCACCACAUGACAUAUAUCAACAAAAAGGAAAAGUUAGUCAUUUUUACUGACUUUAAAAAAGUUACAUAACAUCUAUAGUUAACAGUAAGUAUGUGGAAAUUUGGAAAUGUUACGCUCUUGAAAUAAAGUAAUUUACACUACAUUAAAGCCUCAGCUUGGUUUACACAAUAUACAAGGAACUGUGUGGGAGAUAUAACCCUUAAAUCACAUAGUACCCAAAGUUUCAGGGUCAAGUCAAGAAUGCUCUCCAGGAUGUAGGCAUACAUGUUUCCUUGUUAACAAUCAAGAGUAAACGUCAUGACCCAUAACAUCAGAGGAUUCAGCACAAGAUUCAAACCGCCUCAAAAACAGGACAGCCAGGUUACAAAACAUACACAAAGAAAGUGGUAGAGCUCUGGAAUUAAGUUCAAUGGACUGAUGACACAAAAAUCAACCUCUAUCAAAAUGAUGGAAAGAGGAAAAUGUGGAGGUGAGGAGGUGGAAUAUAUUCAACUGGUGAGGAUAUAAGAAGUGAAAUCCUACAAAUAUUGUUUGUUUAAUGGGUGUAUUGAGGAGAACUGGAUACUGGAAUAGUUUUAUUCGUACAACACAUCUGGUGUCUGUUUCUCAACUGAUUAAAACAAAACAAGAGCAUUGAACUGUAAGCCUUUAUGGCAGCCUUUGUUAGAUUUGGAACAUAGAUCAAAUUUAUGUUUGCAUUUCUGUCACUGCCAGUCACCUGAAAUGAGUUACAGGUAAAUGCAAGUGUAUUUAAGAGCUGGUUUUGCUUUCGUCAGCAGUCAUUCAGCACUUCUACACAGAGAGGCCGAAGCUACAAGCUGACACUGACAAGAACAGAAGAUAACUCAGCAGUGAAGGAAAUCUUCAUCUGUAACAUCUGCACCAUGAAGCUGUUGACUGUGUUUCUCUUCCUUUGUGCCAUGAUGGCUCUGACCCCAUCUGCUGCAUAUCCCAUAGACAUGUUGUCACCUAUCCCAGUCUCACUACCUCCGAUAUCAGAGCCGGGCUUCUUUUUUUCUUGUCCUGAUGGUUGGACUAUGUCCAGCACUCAAUGUCUCCUCUACGUUCCGACAAAUAUGACCUGGGCUGAAGCUGAGGAAAACUGCAGACACAAUUCACAAUACCAGGAUGGAACCCUUGCAUCUGUGUAUGACUCUUCGAUCUCCCACGAGAUUCAUGAUGUGCUGAAAAGUGCCGGUAAUGAGCAUGGAAAAGUAUGGGUCGGAGGCUUUAAUACAGCACAGGAUCCGUCUUGGUACUGGAGUGAUUAUAUGGGUUAUAAUCAGUUUCAUGACUUCUGUUCUGAAAAGCAUGAGCACCACUGUCUACAAAUUACCUUUGAAGAACAGGAAUCGGGAUGCCUGGAUGACAUGGACUGUGACGCUAAGCUCCCAUCUAUCUGUGCCAUAAUCCUCAUGAAAGCAUCAUAUAAGGUCUGCAUCAUCUCCACCAUGAAGUUGCUGACCGUGUCUGUACUCGUUUGUUCCAUGAUGGCUCUGGCUGGAGCUGCUGCUCUUCAAGAAGCAGAGAAAGAGCACGAGGCAGUGGCAAAAAUUCAAGAAGAGGAGCAUCGUGUUGACAAGAGGUCAACAUCCUGUCCCUCCCACUGGACUGAGUACAACGGCCGCUGUUUCCUCUACGUUCCUCGAACCUUGACCUGGGCUCAAGCUGAGAAAAACUGCCAGUCCAAGGGUGCACACCUUGCAUCGAUUCAUGGAACUCGGGAGUACAACGAGAUUAAGAGGAUAAUAUCAGAUAGAACUCAUAGCUCUCCUCAGACAUGGAUUGGAGGCUCUGACAGCCAAGGGGAGCAUGUUUGGCUCUGGAGUGAUGGCACACCUUUCGCCUUCUCAUACUGGUGCAGAGGAGAGCCUAAUAACUACUUUAACCAGGACUGUAUUCAGAUGAACUAUGGAGAUGACAAUUGCUGGGAUGAUGUAUGGUGUGAUGCUCACCGGCCAUCUGUCUGUGCCAAGAAAAUCUGAUGAUUCCUGAGCAGAUAAGAGAGGCAUGAAAUACCUGUGAAAAGCACAAACAUUAGUGGAUAUGUGUUUGUGUUUAUUGUCACAAGUUAAUCUGUCAUUUUAUCAUCAGUCUCAUAUAUAACCUUACAGCUUUAUAAAUCAUUUUUCAUCUUUCUUUCUAUCUUGCUAUCACUGUAAAGGUACUUAAGGAAGGAAGCAACAAGUGACACAAACGGGAGCUGGAUUGUCUUUUAGGUCUUGUGCCAAACUGAAUGUGUUAUGAAAAGAAUGCUUUUUCUUACUCUGGAGAUUGAACUGUUCUGUCUCAUAUUGUGCAAAUUAA
Molecule: messenger RNA, 2499 nt
Organism: Thunnus maccoyii (southern bluefin tuna)
Lineage: Eukaryota; Metazoa; Chordata; Actinopteri; Scombriformes; Scombridae
Product: C-type lectin domain family 4 member D-like
Exons: 13
Coding region: 1077-2177 (366 amino acids)
Biological process (GO): biological process involved in interspecies interaction between organisms
Cellular component (GO): external side of plasma membrane
Molecular function (GO): carbohydrate binding
Source: RefSeq, a predicted model, not a curated record